AUUAAUUAUGCUUCCGCAAAGCAUCAUGUUCAUUGCCCUAUAAAAUCAUCUCUCGUUCACUGAUACCAAUCAAACAUCAACCAAUAUCAAAAACUAAAGCAAAUAUGGCAAAGUCUCUUUACAUUGCAAUGUUUGUAUCUAUAGUAAUGUUCUUCAUGGCAAAUUCAAUUUCUUCCAAGGAAAUUGGUCAAUAUUCACAAGAGGCACCAGGAGAUGUAAAGAUAUCUCCCACAUCGGAUUUUGAUAUUUACGUCGAAUCUCCCGAUGAAUCUCUAUUUGAAGAAGUCGAUUCACCCGCAAUGGAAUAUGAGAUGAAGUCUGGACAUCAUUACACACACAAACAACUUGGUUUUCUUGAGGCUUGCUUUCAAAAUCUAAACUCAUUAGACUGUGGAGAUAAUAUUUUCAAGAACAUGUUAGAUGAGGCAGCACAAGUAUUAUCAAAUGAAUGUUGUCAUGAUCUAUUAAAGAUUAGCAAAGAUUGUUACCUAGGAAUGACUCAAAGCAUUUUAUCGAGUUAUGAGUAUAGAUUUAUUGCGUCUAAGGCUAUUCCCAAAAGUAAACAGACAUGGAAUGAUUGUGUUCUUAGAGUUGGGAACCUGAUUGGUAGCCCAAUCGCUUUUGAGGAACUACACUAAUUGAUGUUCCGGUGUGCUGAUGUUUUAUAUAUGUGAUUUUGUAACUCAGGCGUUAUGAGACUUACCAUUAUAUAAAUAAAGCUAAAGAUCUUUUACAGAUCUUAUAUUAGUAUACGAGACUCAUUAGAGUAACAUGAAAGCUGAAUCAACUAUCAACAUUGGUGGUAUUUGUCUUUAGGUUUCUUUAAUGGAUAUAGAUGUUUGGGGACAACGCUAGCAGCUCUUAGUAAUUCCGCAUAUUUAUGGACUAUGAGCUCUUCGCUCUAAAUUACACAAUCCGACCCACCAUUUCAGAUAUCAAUACUCGCAAACCCAGUAGAGUUACAGUCUCUAUUGUACUUCUCCUUGCAUUCCUUCAGCCUGAUUCUCUUAUCCACAAUGGUUAUACUUGUCUCUGACAACGAUCAUGUUCCUCAAGAGCAAAAAACCAUCUAGGUCUCCGCAGCUCAGUGGCGAGCCUCUCACACAACCAUUGAACACAUCUACCAAAGCAAAUGACGUGGCAUUCUUGGGAAUGAAACCUUUGAUACAGUUACAUGUCAGUAUCGUGCUAAUGUUAUAGUAAACAUUUUAUUAUCAUAUUUUUAAUACUAAUGAGGCAUGAUUUGAUUUUAAUUUGCAUAUUUUAUCUCUUAAUCCUGGAUUAUAUAUAGUUUUCAGCAGACAAGAAAAUGUUAUUUCCACAUUCUAUGACUUGUUUUUAGACUUUCAUCAAUUCAUUACAACAUAUUAUUGUUAUUAGUCGAUAACUUUGACUUAACCACGUGAAUUUUAUCCCAAAAAAAACUUAACCACCUAAAAUCUAAUUUUUUUUAUAAAGAAAUUAGUUUUUGAUCCGCGUUUUGCAGAUUUAUUUUUCAUUUUUAUAUGUUUAUAUCUUUGAGAAUGCCAUGAAAUUGACCGUGUGUUUCUAUUGUGUUUAGUUUUUGGUCUUUCUAAUUUUUGAGAUUAUUUUUUCUUUAAACGAUGCCCGGGUUAUUAUUAAUUUUAUUUGAUAAAUUAAACAUUGAAAUAUAAUUAGAAUUCGAAGUAUACUUUUAGGUUUUAUCAGUUUUAAAGAUGGUCAUUUGAUUUGAAAUUUGUAUAAAAAUUCCAACUUUUAUUUUGGAAUUUUUAAAAGAAAUAUAUGUUUACUGAUGUGUGGUAUAUUUUAAUAAGAUAAAUAUAUUAAUAUAAUAUGGCAUAGUAUUAUGUAGAUAAUUAAAAUUUAUAUUUACAAUUAUGUAAUAUAAAACUAUAGAUAUUAUUGAAAACUAUAAUAUUUGUUGUAAUAUGAAUUAGUUUAAAUUAUGUACAACUAUCUGUGCAAAAUUACGUAGUUUGUAAAUGUGUAUAUGUGAUAAAACUAUAAUAAUACAUACUAUAUUUUAACUAAUAUUGGUUUAUAUAUCUAAUAUAUUUAAUUGUGUAUUUCAUAUUAAUCAAAAAUAUAAAAGAUUUAAAUUAGACAGAAACCGUUCAAAAAUAAAUAUAGUUUUUCAUUUGACCCGCAAUUUCAAAAUGCGAGAUGUUUUAUAAAUAAUUAACAUAAUCUUUAAUUUUGGAAAUGAUAUAUGUUUUUGAAUUAUUUUACGUUUUUUAUAUUACCAUUAACAUUUAUUUUAAAUUUUAAAUGAGAAAUGAUUUUGUAAUUGUAACUAAAAUUUAUAUAAAUGUAACUUAUGAAAAUUAAAAAAAAUGUAACCAGGAUAAUUACCAAAAAUAGCAUUUUGAAUAUACCACUUUUCACUUCUACUUUAUUCAACUUUGCCAUUAAACUUUUAAUUGGCAAAUGACUAUUAUAUCCCUAAUUAAUUGAACCUAAACUAUUCAAUUAGAUAGGUUAUAUAUUCUUCCUCCAUGUGAGAUCCGGCGAGCUCCGGCAAAGGACGAUGAUUGGAGAUUAUUGGGGAUACUGUGAACAAGAACGAGGAACAUAUCUGGAAAUAUGUAAAUGGGAAGAGAUUUCUACACAGAUUAGAUUAAUGAACAUGAUAUCAGAUUCAUUGACAUCUUGUACUGAUUCCAAUUUUGUCUCGUGCUUGUUAUUCCUGGCUUUUAAUGUUUUGGUGUUGAUGUAUCUGAUAGAGCAAGUGGAAAGAGGAGCUGGAACAAGCGGAAAGACCGAGAAAAUAAAAGUAACCAAUAAACAUGGACACGUUAAGGAAGAAACUGACUCCAAUGAUUCAGAGUUUUGGAUGCUUAAGUCAAGUUUUGGUUCAGAGUCAGAGUAGGAGAGUGAUGAAGAAAACUGCAAAGGUUCUCAUUGUGAUGCCAGAUAAUAUGAGGAGCUCUCAGAAAGAGCAAAGAGGAUGUCAAUAGAGAUUGGACCAAGUAUGAUCAUUACGGCAGCGCCACUAUGAUCAUGAGGCAGUCUUUGGAAGAGCAGAUGAGUUCUGUUACGGAGAAGAGUGCUAAGUAUGCUCAGAUUGCUGCUGAGGAAGUGCCCAAGAGUCUUUACUGCCUUGGUGUUCGUCUCACUACUGAGUGAUUUCAGAACUCGAGUUUUAGGGGAAGCUCGCGGAGAGAAUCUAUGUUGUGGCUUCUAAUCUCACCGAUAACAGUCUUUACCAUGUCUAUGUGUUUUCUAAUAACAUUGUUGCUACUUCGGUUGUGGUUAACUCCACUGCUCUCAAAUCCAAGGCCCCUGAGAAAUUCGUCCUUCAUCUUGUCACUAAUGCGAUGAAGUCAUGGUUUGCUAUGAAUAUGAACUUCUUAAUUGAUUCCGGCUUGGUUGAUUCAGUAUGUGGAAAUUGCAGGUGACGAGUGUGCAAUCUUCGCUGUUUUUAGAAGCAGCAUUUGCGUCAAAUGAUAUGCAGCAUUUGGCUGCAAUGUUAAGGGUCUUGUCGGAAUUGAUUCCAGGAUUCAAAGAAACUACCGAGUAUUACACAUUCUAAGGUCUUCUUAAUGAGACCAGUUCCCCAGUUGCUGUCUGAGAUUUAACAUCUCUUACCUUAUUUAUGUUCAAUAACUUAGAUAAUAAGAAAUUUCGUUGAUAAUAUUUCAAUUUAUGUAUGUUUCAUUCAAAGAAAACAAUGAUUAGUUUUCUCAAAUCAGUCUUCUUAUUUGUUUGAGUUAAGAUCUUCCAAACUUAUGUUUUUUUGUAAUUCAGGAGUAACAAAAUGAAUAUAGUCUAAAUCUGGAUCUAA
Messenger RNA from Brassica napus (rape), 3766 nucleotides. Its product is annotated as protein DOWN-REGULATED IN DIF1 11-like. The transcript has 3 exons. Bases 105 to 638 code for a protein of 177 amino acids. The record is from RefSeq and is a predicted model, not a curated record. Lineage: Eukaryota; Viridiplantae; Streptophyta; Magnoliopsida; Brassicales; Brassicaceae.